Molecule: messenger RNA, 2782 nt
Organism: Nematostella vectensis (starlet sea anemone)
Lineage: Eukaryota; Metazoa; Cnidaria; Anthozoa; Actiniaria; Edwardsiidae
Product: protein RFT1 homolog
Exons: 3
Coding region: 153-1781 (542 amino acids)
Biological process (GO): dolichol-linked oligosaccharide biosynthetic process; glycolipid translocation
Cellular component (GO): endoplasmic reticulum membrane
Source: RefSeq, a predicted model, not a curated record
UAUAAAAGUUAUUGUACUGUAAGCCUUUAGAGAAAAUCAUUGAAAAUUUCUUUCCAGAUCCGAGAGAAGGAAGUUUUUGGUGUGAAAUCUUCAUUUCCCGUCUUUGUAAGAGGACCAUAAGAGGACUGGGUUCUAAAGUAGCUAUCUCCAAGAUGGCGGACAAAUCAAUCGUAGGGAGCACCGUGCGGUCCGCUUCUUAUAAUGUCGCCCUUCAAGUCACUUUCAGGAUUCUCACGUUUUUUAUGAACGGGAUCCUAAUGCGGUUCAUCUCUAGGGAUAUGCUUGGGGUCGUGAAUGUCCGCCUUGUGCUUCUACAACAAACGAUCACCUUCGUUUCUCGCGAAGCCUUCCGCAAGUCUUGCCUCACCAAGUCAGCAAGUGGGUCUGAACAACACUGGCCGCAAGUUAUAAACCUGCUUUGGUGCGUGUUUCCCAUAGGCGUAGUGACCUCUGCUCUUCUUGGGUUUGUAUGGAUCUAUUAUCUUGAGAAGCCCGACCCGAAUAUAGUAGCAAACUACUCCCUUGCAGUGGUAAUUUUCGCGUCUACUGGAGCAAUAGAGCUUCUGUCUGAGCAACUGUGGGUUAUUUCUCAAGUUUUCCUGUUCUUUCGACUUAAAGUCGUAAUAGAAGGGAUUGCAAACUUUGUGAAGUGUGUUCUGACUGUCUUUCUUGUCAUAGUAUUCCCCGGUCUUGGAGUUAUGUCUUUUUGUUUGGCCCAAGUUUCAUUUUCAGUGCUGUCUGUGGGACUGUACUAUGCAUAUUUUGUACACCAGCUUCAAACAGGAGAAGCAUCCAAAAUUAAUGAUUUCCCAUUAAAGUCUAUGACUGACUGUUUACCAGCUAUCAUACCGGGCAAGGCAAUAGUUAGCCUAGAAAUGGCUAGUCUGACCUGGAGUUUUUUUAAGCAGUCUUUCUUAAAGAAGAUUCUCACUGAGGGAGAACGCUUCAUCAUGACUUUAUUCCAGGCACUGACAUUUGCAGAACAAGGCAUUUAUGACGUUAUCAACAACUUGGGAUCACUUGUUGCAAGGUGUGUCUUUAUGCCGAUUGAAGAGAGUUAUUACACUUUCUUCUCGCACGUGCUGUCUCGGGGAAAACUUGCAAAAGACCAGCCCGGUGAAUCUGCCAAAAUGGCUGCACAGGCUCUUGAACUGGUGCUAAAGUUUGCAGUGUUGGUUGGGAUGACAAUAUUAGUGUUUGGCUAUGCAUACUCGUAUUUGUUGUUGGACAUCUAUGGAGGCUCAAUGCUUAGUGGAGGCGAAGGCUCAUCCCUACUCAGAUGGUACUGCGUCUAUGUUCUAAUCAUUGCUGUUAAUGGGAUUACUGAGUGUUUCAUGUUUGCGGCAAUGAGCAAACAGGAUGUUGACCUGUAUAACUACAAGAUGAUGUUGUUCUCUGUUAUUUUCUUGUUUGCAUCAUGGUACCUGACAAUCUUUGGGAGUGCUGGGUUCAUCAUGGCAAAUUGCCUAAACAUGCUACUCAGGAUUGCUCACAGUAUCGGGUUUAUACAGCAUUUCUUCAAAGAAACCCCAAAUCUUCAGCCUCUAGUUGGCCUGGUGCCCUCUCCGAUGGUCGUUGCUGCUUACUUUGCCUCUGCCGUCAUAACCAUUGCUUCUGAGAUUCUGUUGUGCUGUGAUCAUGGAUGGGGAUAUCGUAUACUGCAUAUUGCUAUUGGCGCCGCUUGUCUAUUUUUCACAGGGAUGAUAGUAUUCUUCAAAGAAACAGCUUUAAAAGGCUUUGUGUUACAACAAAUGCUUGGAGUUAAAAAAAAAGUUGAAUAGAAGGAUAUAUGUCACAGAUAAUUUAUUGAUAUUUACCUUUGAUUAGAUUUCAUUAGCACCCUGAAACCACCCUGGAGACUAUGAUUCAUUUUACUUAUGGAAUUUGCUUGAGUGAUCUGGGCCAUCUGACUGGUAACCUUUUUUUCAAAUUAAAAACAAGCUGUAAUUCCAGCUUAUUUAACCGUCAUAGUUACCAGUGCCGCCACCUUUUUGUAUCAAUUUCGAAUCCAAAUUGUCUUAUUAAAAUCUUAUUAAACAAGUAUCCUUGUCCUCCUUUGUGAGCGGAAGAGGAUAGCCAAUUCAUAGAUCAUAUUUGCUGACCCUGCAUUCAAGGCACAAACACAUGCUUGAAACGCAAAUUACCGUUGUGCAACAAAUGUUGCAUACAACAUACUGUCCGGUAAUAAUUAUAUUUCCAUAGCUGCACCCAGUAGCAUUCAUUAUUUUUCAAAUUGCGACAAUAAUGAAAUCUUAGCAGUAACUGGGAAUGAAUCCUAACAGAUAUAUAUUUUUCAUCUUUAGUGUAGUUGAGCAUAGGUCACUUUUUCAGGCCCUUUUAUAAACUGGAAGUUUGUUGCGAAAGCACGAAAAGACUGCAAAAAGUUGGAAGGUUCAGGCAGGGAGAACGUAAAUACUGGCAAAGAGUCUAGGAUGGCUAAGGCACCUAGACUCAAAUAUCCUAAAAGGAAUUACAGAAUGUCCCUAUUUUUUUUUCCAUAGACUGGACUGCUAGAAAAACUAUAGAAAAACAAUACUACAAAGCUUCUUGGGUCAGAAGCAACAAAUCAUAGGACAGCUACACCAGCACACAAUAUGAUGGGCGAUUUGACAAACAAUUGAUGUGAAUAUAUUUUAAGGGAACAAUAUGUACAGCUACAUACCUUUAUCUUAAACAGUACUUGUAUAUAAAUAACAAACAUUACUAAUUAAUAUAAAAAUAAGUAUAGUGGCUAUAUUUUGUACAAUGGGUAAAAUAACAUGGUCACCAUAUGUACACCAUA